AUGACUGCGCUCAUCAAGACUGCCAUGAUACGCAUCGCCUCUUCGGAGGAGCGGUGCAACCCGACGGCAGGCUGGGUCGCGGAGAUCACCGAGCCCGACGGCCACCAUUUCGCCACCACGGACAAGCAGGACUCCAAGUUCAUGAAGUACGCCAGCCACAAGCUCGACAUGCUGACCAUCUUGACCACAGAGCGCAGCAGUGCAGUGGACGCUCUCAUGGACGAGGCCGUCAAGGCCGAGCGAGCGGUUGCGACUGGCCCAGCAGCAGUGCCCAAGAGGUCUCGCAGGGAGGCCUUCGGCAACAUUCCGAGCGCCACCCAGGUCAAGGUCACAGUGCGCGGUGUGGAGCACAAGGUCAGAGUCGCCACGUCCGCGACCCAUCGCGCGAAGUUGGCGAUCGAGCUCACCAGCGCGGCCCUAUCGCUCCUGCUGGAGGAGCCUGACGUCGCGGCGGUGCCCGAUCCCGACCCCGAGAUCGGCAUCGAGCACGCGGAGUGGGACCGCUGCAAGAGAUCGGUGAAGACGCGCUACUACGAUGUCGCGAAGCAGACGUGGCGCGCGAAGUCGAUGGCUGUGCAGGCUGGCCCCAACAUGGCGGAGAGGGCAGUGAGCAUGGCCAAGGUGCUGGCCGCUUUCAGGGAGCAGCACCACACGGGGCCCGGGGAGUGA
Molecule: messenger RNA, 669 nt
Organism: Prorocentrum cordatum
Lineage: Eukaryota; Dinophyceae; Prorocentrales; Prorocentraceae
Source: the annotation of a GenBank genome assembly